AUGCCAGACAGUGCCCAGCCUAGACCCUGGGGUUGCUUCCAAUUAUGUGACAAGAUAGAGAACAUAGUCCAUGGAGAAUCAUGCACGACCGUGCAUGAGACCUCAAGAGAGACUAUUGGAACCAACAGUCAAUACCAAUUCGGUCUAUUUCAGCGUAAAUCCGAGCCUGUGAUAUUAGAGUAUUUUGAGCAUGGAGACACGAACGCGGCCGCCGAGGAGUUCCUAGACUUUGUGACGGCGGCGAGGAGUCAUCUGGUGUGCGAGACAAUUGUGGAGAUAGCGUUGGAUCACAAGGCGAUGCACUGCGAAAUGGCCUCGGUCCUCAUAUCCGAUCUGUAUGGAAGAGUUUUUUCAGCCAAAGACAUCGGCUACGCGUUCGAGCGUCUGCUGGAGAAGCUGCCGGACCUGGUGCUGGACACGCCGGACGCGGCGCUGCUGCUGUCCAACUUCAUAGCGCGCUGCGUGGCCGACGACUGCCUGCCGCCGCGCUUCGUGCAGGCGCAGGCCGCCGCCGCGCUCUCCGCGCCCGCCAGACAAGCUAUACACAGAGCUGAGACUCUACUGUCUAUGAAGCAAGGGCUAGUGAGGCUGGACAACAUAUGGGGCGUCGGCGGAGGUAUCAGGCCGGUCAAGUCUCUCAUCCGUCAGAUCCAGUUGCUGCUGAAGGAGUACCUGACGUCGGGUGAGCUCGCGGAGGCGAUGCGCUGCGUGCGGGAGUUGGAGGUUCCUCACUUCCACCACGAGCUGGUCUACGAGACAAUACUCCUGGCUUUGGAGACCAUAAAUUCUGGUGUUGAAGAACAGCUUUGUACUUUCCUGGCUGAGUUGCGGAGGUGCUGUAUAGUCACGCCCGACCAAAUGGAUAGGGGCUUCAUCCGCGUGCUCGAGGAUAUGAAUGAUAUCGUCCUGGACGUGCCUCUCGCUUACAUCAUGCUGGACAGGUUCUUGGAGCGGUGCCAGACGAGGUUCAGGCUCGGGGACAACGUGCUGAAGCGAGUGCCGACCAGAGGUCGCAAGCGCUUCGUGUCCGAAGGAGACGGAGGCGCCAUCAAGGAUCACGCGCUGAAGCUGCGCGAGUGAAUGCGAGGACGCCUGCCGACACACAGACACCGGACACCCCUGGAGGCGCCGCCCCCCCCGCCCCCUGCCCCCGCCGCCGCCCCCCGGGACCGCACGGUUGCGAGAGUGCCUUAUGACGCGCGGGCGCGGUGACGUCACAGCGGCUACAUACAGCGUGUGUUUUAUUUUUCUUGGACAAUAAAUUACACAGUGUCGGAAUUUAUUUGUGAGACGAUAGUCAUCGUCACUAUCCGUGUAUGAAUCGCGUUGUUAAGUUGUAAUGGAUAGUGCGAUACAGGGUGUUUCGGGUAGACGCGCGGGUUCGGUGACGUCACAACGGCUACAUACAGCGUGUGUUUUUUUUUCUUCUUUCUAAUUGACAAUAAAAUUAAUUAUCACGGACUGUUUGUGAGACAAUGCUUCAUCUGAAUCUACUAUCUGUGUAAGAAUCGCGUUGUAAAGUUGAAGCAGGUUAUAUUAUACAGGAUGCGCAGGGAAUUUUGGUCUGAAGGUAGACGCCUGAACUUCACAAGUGGAUUCGGUUGGAAUUUAACAGAGGUCGCGUCAGUCUGAUGUCCACGGGCCGCUGUAGUGAUGGCGCGCCGGGCUCGCUCGUCCGAACUGCGAAUCGAUAAAAGACAAAAAGAAAAAAAUGAUAACUAUUGAGCAAUAAUUUGUUAAUAAUCAAAACUAGAUCCGAUCUUCUGUCCGUAUUAGUCUUGUAAUGGCAUUUGAGUAUAUAAUAACAUCGACGCUUGAAAGGCAAAUGUGACUAAGCGACAAUGCGUGAACUUUAAACUGUAGAUUAAUUUAAUUAAUUAAUGAAAUUAACUAAAAAUAAUUUAAUUAUAAAAAUUUAACCUUGAAAUUAAUAUAAAAUAUACCUGAGAAAUACCUGAAAAAAAUUCUAUUUUAACGAAUCUAGCUGUAGGAUUGAAAUUAUUUUAAUAGACCUAGAAAUAUAUAAAUUUUUUUGGCGCAUCGUAUAUGGUUAUUGCCUAUCAUUUAUCUACAAAGCAGUUAUUGUCGCUUAGUCACGUUUGCCUUUCAAGCGUCGAUAUGUACAUAUAUAUAUAUAUAUAUAUAUAUAUCAAGGGCUGAAAAGCUAUUUGAUCUAAGCGAAAUUUUUGUAACAUUACAGAAGAGAGCCAUUUAAAGUUUAAAAUUUUGGGAAAAAAUACUAAAAAAAUUUUUUUUGUUUAUUUUAAUAGAGUAAACUUAAUUGAAGUUCAAUUAAAAACAUCGAACUGUUGAUGAUAAAAUCUAUACAUAUAAAUAAAAUUGGAGUGUCUGUUUGUAAUAUUGAAAUAACCGCUUUUUACUAAAUGCAUAUACGGUACAUACACCAAAAUAACAUUUUUUACAAUUUUUGUCUGUCUGUCUGUCUGUCUGUCUGUUUGUUUGUUCCGACUAAUCUCUGGAACGACUGGACCGAUUUUGACGAGACUUUCACUGAUAGGUAGCUGAUGAUAUAAGGAGUAAUUUAGGCUACUUUUUUUUAGACUAGCUUCGCCCCGCGGCUUCACUCGCGCUACGACAAUAACGCGGGUAGCAUCGCGGGACUCAGCUAUCAAUAAUAAAAUUUAAUGUUUCCGAAGCGAAGCGAGGGCGGGUCGCUAAUAUCAAAUAAAGCGGACAUUUAAUUACAAAGAUUAAAUAUCGCUUAAAACCAAUAGCCUUUUCGUCCUUUGAUAUAUAAAAUGUGUUAUUUAAAAAAAUAUAUAUUUAUGUAUAUGUUUAAGUGAUGCGCGUGUUUUGUUUGGAUACGAAUGUGUGAAUGUUUAUAUUAAAUGUUGACAGUUGAGAGUUUAAGGGUAGGAUAGAGUAAGUAAGGGUCGGGUCACACUGGCAGCGAUUGUCGUCUCAAACCGCUCACGCUACGUUCUGGUCGCGACCUUGUACGCUGCGUGUUGAGUCCCCACUCGUGUGGCUUCCGCAGACUUCAGGGUCGGCUUAACGUCGGUUGAACUGUGAGCUUGAGUGUCCAACGAUAAUCCCGGUAAUGCGAAGAUAGGUCUCGAAGCGAAAUGAAUAUGACCCCCCCCCUUUCCCCGCUAGAACUCGGCGGAUCCCGGGAAACCACCACCCGGAAUGGAUGCACUUAUAAAACUUGAGGCAUUGCAGCAUAUUGAGUAUAUGCAGGGUGUCCAAGAAAGUAUGGAUAAUUCUGAAACACCUUAUAGUAGAGCUAUUGGGGACACACAAAAAAAAUGGUUUCAGGAAAACAAAAAAUCGCUAAUCCUGAUUAUCCUAGUAAGGAUAACGGAUCAAACUGUUUAAAAUAUUGUAUUGUCAUCGAUCCUUAAUAAGUAUGCCUAAUUUCGAGUUAAUCCGACGUUUUGAAGGGGGUCAAUAUCUUGUUCAAAGAUUCCGUUACUAACUAACAUAAGUCUGAAGCUAAUAAAAGCGUAUUAAAAAUGAUUCAAAUUCAAUGAACAUCAUUUUUGACUAUGACGUAAUUACUAUACGCUUAUUAUGUAUUGUACGUCCCACUAAUUCGGUAAUUAUGUUCAGAUUCGGUUAAGUUUGCCUACGUUUGCCGCUAGGGGCGCUUUUCCAGUUCCAUACAAAUUUGAGUUAACUUUUACGCUAUCGAGAACGUUAAAAAACUCGCACUGAGCACACUGGGACGUUAUACGUAAACGCCUUAACGUAUUAGAGACCUUAGAACUUGUAUCUCAAGAUGGGUGGCGCAUUUGCGUUGUAGAUGUCCAUGGGCUCCAGUAACCGCUUAACACCAGGUGGGCUGUGAGCUCGUCCACCCAUCUAAGCAAUAAAAAAAAACGCCAACGUCGCGUAUGCCCGACGAAGUGAUGAUAAUUAGUUUUGUUUUUGUUUUGAUAUCAAUCAAACAAAUUCGAGAUUCGUUGAAUUGUAUUAUUAUAUUAAAAUGUGUGUUAGACUUUAAAUUUUUAUUUUUUGAUUGCUUAGGUGGGUGGACGAGCUCACAGCCCACCCGGUGUUAAGUGGUUAAUGAAGUGGUUAGUAAAUGCGCCACCCACCUUGAGAUAUCAGUUCUAAGGUCUCAGUAUAGUUGAAUAUGCAAUUUCGAAAAGGGCACAUCUCUGAAAAUGUGAAAUGUUCAGGAAAUGAAAAAAAGCAUGAUUAUUUUCUAAAGCAGUGUAAAAUUUAAAAUAUUAAUUUUCGAGAUAUAUUUUAGUGUUAAUUAGAAAUUGAAAAUUAGUGGAAUUAUUAUAAAAUGGGUGUAGGUAAGCCUCAAAACUACAUGUGUAUGAAAAAACGUAUUUGACAAAAUAUGCGACAUGUGCCCUUUUCGAAAUUUCAUAUUCAGUUACAACGGCUGCCCCGCCCUUCAAACCAAAACGCAUUACUGCUUCACGGCAGAAAUAGGCGGGGUGGUGGUACCUACCCGCGCGGACUCACAAGACGUCCUACCACCAGUACUUUUACGGAUUUAAUUUCGCGUUUUUUUUUUUAAAUGGCAUUAUCAUUGUUUAUGACGCUUCGAGAAUGAUUGCGAAUGAAUACUGCGACUCGGUGUGUCUGGUGAAUGUUAUGUCGUUUUACCCACCGGGAUGGGACGAUCCCGUAAUCCCGCGGGAUCAUAAUAUAUGCGAUAUUAAUGACGUUUUUUUUUUCAUUCUUUAACUUUUUUUUUAUAUUUUUCCGCUUACGUUGUGGUGUCUGUGUGUUAAUUUCUUUCCUUAUAUAAAAGUAUUGUAAACAAAACAAAAAAAAAAAUAUAAAUAAUAAAAAUA
Messenger RNA from Bombyx mori (domestic silkworm), 4778 nucleotides. Its product is annotated as programmed cell death protein 4. Gene Ontology annotation, biological process: negative regulation of DNA-templated transcription. The transcript is spliced from 11 exons. Bases 1 to 1080 code for a protein of 359 amino acids. Gene Ontology annotation, cellular component: nucleus; cytosol. The record is from RefSeq and is a predicted model, not a curated record. Lineage: Eukaryota; Metazoa; Arthropoda; Insecta; Lepidoptera; Bombycidae.